UCGACCUCUGUAGUAAAGUGAGGAAGCUGUUGAGAGUAGUUUGUGUUUUGCGGGUAGGUUUGCUCAGGAGCAGAGACAUGAAACGCCAAAUGAGGAGAUACUGAGGUCUGAGAACCUUCAUAAGACUUGAUUCUGUCUUCAUAACCAGUAAGACGAGGCACAACAUCUUCAAACGUAGGAGCCAGAGGAGAGUCCAUAGCUCCUUCCACACUGGUCUUUAUGGGUUCAUAUUCUUGACCAAGUCCUUGAAGAGCCGCAAAAAUUUUCAUCUUUUCCGUAACCGGGCUUCCCACAGAGUUCAGUUGAUCGCAUAACCCUUUGAUUUCUUUGAGAUAGUCAGUCAUGGUUUUGUUGGCUUUGGAGACAGUUUGGAGACGUCUUUGAAGUUCGAACAGACGAGCAGAGGAGACUCUGUUAAAGUGGUUGCCGAGAGAGACCCAAACUUCCUGAGCUGUUUGAGCCCCAAGAACCACACUUAGGAUGUCUUCAGAGAGUGAGCCAACUAACCAUGCCUGAACUAUUUGGUCAGAUCUAACCCAUUGUUGGUAGUCAGGGUUUGGAACAUCUCGAUACCCUCCAGCUAUGUUUGGAACAUGGAUUACAGAAUCUGGCUGAGGUGAGGCUCCAUUGACGAACCCGAGAAGAUCAACUCCAGAAAGAAAGGACUCAAACUGCCUCUUCCAAUGUAUGUAGUUUCUUUCAGUGAGUUUGAUAGUAACACAGUUUGAGAUGUUGAGUUUUGGUUGAGAGUAUAGAUCUAAGGCAUUGUCCAUGGCUCAGGAUGUGCUCACUGAGCUCUGAUACCAUGUAAACAAGAACAAGACAACGAGAUCUAAACGAGAGAGAGUUUGAAGCUUUUCAUUUUUUUUUAUCUUGCCUCUGAUUCUAUUACAAUGAGAUGACUUAAUUUAUACUAAAGUGUGAAAGUCCUAGUUUGUUCUCUUAGCUGUCACAUUGGUCUUCUCUUCAUUGGAUCUCCAACAGCUGGAAUCGGUUCUGCAAUGCUAUAGGCUGAUUCAAUCCGUACGACGCAGGACCACACCGUUUGUCCUUUUCCAUGCUUUGAUGUUGUCUGAAAGUAGCCGUUGGUUGGUUCUCUGUUUGAGUGGGCUUGUGUAUUGUUUCUUGUGAGCCCAUCUUGGUGAAACUCGUUUCUGCUUUCAGAUUAUCGAAGCCCACUUCAUCUUCACUUGUUUCUUCUUGUCGCUCUGUUUUAGAAACAGAACAUAGUGUUUCUGAAACUGCUUUCUCUUUCUUUCUCUAGACCUUGUCUUUCUUCUCUUUACUGUCUACAGGAUGGAGUUAUUAAAGAAAAGAGUUAAAUCGCAUUUUGACAGUCCAUUUUCAUGAAAGUUUUGUAUAGAGUUUACACGUUAAUUUAAAUCUUAGCAAACAAGAUAAACAAACGAAUAAUAAUAAAUAAAACUGGAGCAUGUGUAUAUAUUCCUAAACCUAUAUAUGUGGUGCAUUAUCAUCAUCAUCGCCGGAAUUGGAGUGUAUACUUUUUGUGUACGAUGAUGAUCCACGGAAGCACAACUCAGAAAUAAUUUAUUUGUUUUGUUCCGGGAAAUUAAUAAUCCAAUUACAGAAUGUAGAAGAGAUUCUCUAUUUAUUGGCUCAUGUCAUGCUAACGAGCAACUUGCCCAUGUUAUAUGGUUUUAAAUUUGUAUAAAAAUAUAAACUUGUUAGAAGUUUGUGAAUACGAACACUAGUUGAUUUAAUCCCUUAUAUAUAUAUGUCAUCUCUAUUCUCUAAUUUUCUUCUGCUAACCUCUGGCUUGAGCCAGCCAUGUAAACUUUUUGUUAAAUAUAAAUGCGUUAAGCAAAAAAAAACCAACAUAUAUUUGACCAACUUCUUGAAUGAAAAAAGGAAAAAAAAUUGAAUUAAAAGCCGUGUGGGAGAAAAAAUAUUUAAUGUUUCAAAAAGUUAUAUAUUUAUCCAAAUAUUAAAUACAUUAUAUAUAUAUCUGUAAAUUCUGAAAUUUUCUGCAGGGUUGACUACUGUAUAAUUAUGCUUGUACUAAAAUAAUAGAGUAUUAUUUUUUUAUGAGGCACUUGUAAGCAAUUGAUAAACUAAAUUGAAUCCAGUACGGAUGCUAUUAUGAAGCAGGUUCAGCUAUGCAUUUUAUUAUUGGAGUUGUGUUCAAUUUAGGGGAAAAUGGGUAGUGACUGAUAUAUGUUGACUAUUAAUUAAGUCUUUGGAUUAUAUAAAAUAAUUAUUAUCUAUACUAUCAAAGCAGAAUUACUAAUAGGAUUAUGCCCCUAACUUUUGGAGUUAUUUACAUUGUUAUGCCACUAAUUUUUUUUUUUUAAUAAAAUAAAUAAAUAAAAAAAUAUUCUAAAACAACAAUCAACUUAUUCUCCGCAAAAGCUAUUUCCAAAACCAUCGACAUUAUAUAAUUCAUGGGCCCAUCAAGUAGAACUAUCAUUGUUUUAGAUUUAUAAUGUCGUGCAAGAAGACGCACUUAACGUAUAUCAUCUCAGCUAAUGAAUGUUUUCGCUGUAACCUAAAAAUUUCAUGUCACAUAUCAAAAUUUUAUACUGUAAUGCAGUCAUUUUGCCCUUGAGUUUUCAUAUCAUAUAUCAAACCUGUAUAUUGUAAUGCAUAGUCAGUUUUACAAAUCAUACUCUAAAUGGAUAUUACUUUUAAGUUUUAACAAUAAACAUAAAAUAACAGUAGGAACACCAGAUAUUUAUACAUAUCAAACUAUAAAGUAUUGAUUAUAUUCAUUUCACUUUUAAUAUAUGCUAAAAAUAGUUAAUGUUCAUCUUAUAUUUUUAUGUAAAGUUUUUUUUAUCUAAAUUCCUUAUUUUAUAGAUAUUUUUAAAAGUGGUUAAUUAAUGGCUUUCAAAAUACUUCUCAACUAAUUGAUACAUUAAUAUUAAUAAAAUAUCUAAUACGAGAAUAAACGAUUUGUAUACAUAUAGGAAAGCACAAUCCCACCGAAUCUCAAUUUACUUGGACAACAAUAUAAAUUUCAUUUAAAAAAAAAUCUCAAUUUCAUUUAAAACAUAAUUAGAAGGUAUAAAAUAUAGAAUAUAUGUUACCAAAAAUAAUCUCACCGAAAUUUCUCAUCAUUAAAAUAUACGAGUUUAAAAAAUGUUUAACAAAAUUAAUUAGUAUUUUGUAAACAUAAAAUUAAUAAUAAAAUAAUAAUAAUAAUAAAAUUAGGUAAAUAUAUAUCAAUUUUCAAUGAAAUUUUAAAAGGAAAUGAUCCCGCGUUUUCAAAGCGCGGAUAUUACUUACUUAUAGAAACAACUUGCCAUUUGGUUAAUCUUAAAACCAGCUUUCAAAUUGGUUCAAGCUCCAAAAUACAAAAAGACACAAUGAAUAAGAAGGCAUCUGUGACUCUGCUUUACUGCCACUUUGUCUCCAUAUACAUAACAUGGAAGUCCAAUAUCAUGCCUGACCAUUUUUAUUAUAUGUUCAUUGAUUCUUAGAUUAUCGUGUGAUGGUUUCUUCAAUGCUUUCAUUAAAUAAAAUAUAAUAACAACUUGAUUUCAUUGGUUUGAUUCGUUUUUUUUUACCCACCCUUGUUACACACACAAACCAUAUGGUGAUAUUUUUAGUAACUGAAAACCAGAAUAUCACUAUAACUACAGUUAAGUAAAUUGAAAACAUAAAAUUUCCACGAACUAUUCCACUAUUUUCUGUUGUUCCCAUCACCACCAUUUAUUCCGGGCCGGAAUCUCUGGCAAAAGAACACUGAAAGCGACACCUCUAGACUAUUUUUGCAAAUCUCAACCAUAUAAAACAGAGAGCUUUCUGCCAUUUUUAGUUAUAUUAAAUUUUCAAAAUCGUCGAAUUUAUUGAAUCUUUUUCCCAGUUCACAAGGAUUUAUUUCUGCUUUUGGAUUUUUAGUCACUCACUAAUAGUGAGGUAUAAGUUUUCGUUCUUGCCCAAAAAAAAAAAAGUUUUCGUACCUGUUAAAGAUGUGAAAUGUUUGUGAAAUUUCAUAUUUUUGGAAGUUUUUGAAUUCUUUUUAUAUUUACUUUAAAUCAAUUUCAUGAGAUUUGGUUAUAUGUUCUUCUAGUUUUUUCUUUAGUUUUGUAUAUAAGAUUUAAAAUCAAAUUCUAUUUCCCUGCGUCAUCUUGUGAAACACAGCCACAAAUUAGAAUCUUGUAUCAUAAAUAAAACGUGUUUAUUUAAUUUAUAAAUAUUGGAUUUACGAUCCAAACUAUAAUAAGACGGAGAUGUAUAGCACAAUUUAUAUACAUGCAAGGGCAGAAUAAUAGGCACGGUUCAGAUGUACGUAGAUACACAUCAUCGUGUAGCUGAUGAAUGAUUGAAUUACACAUAUACAUUCAAAUAUUCUCGUCCACGAUGGAAAUUAUUCUACGUCUUUCGGUCUCGGUAAUUUUUCUCUGUUUUGGUCUUGUAAACGGUCAAAACUUCAGCGUACUCGAUUUUGAUGCCACCGGAGAUGGUCAAACUGAUGAUUCAAACGCUUUUGUGAAAACGUGGAACGCUGCUUGUGGCGGAGGAGGAGACAUAAGCAUACUUCUUAUUCCUGCUGGGAGAACAUUUUUAAUUCAACCUAUUGUGUUCAAUGGUCCAUGUAGGUCUAGCAAUACAAAAGUUCAGUUGGAAGGCAUCGUUGUAGCGCCUAGCAACAAAGAAGUAUGGUCCAACCCCAAUUCUCGAAUGUGGAUCAAAUUUUCAGCGGUGCUUGGUCUAGUGAUUGUUGGUUCAGGAACGAUUAAUGGUCGUGGUUCAUCCUUUUGGGAACAACAUUUGAAAGCUUCUCAACGACCUACCUCAUUGCAUAUUAGCAAAUGUGACAACUUAAUUAUAAGCGGAAUAACCUCGAUCGAUAGUCCAAAAAACCAUAUAUCAAUCGCCGCAUGCACAAAUGUUGUAGUGUCGAAUAUAGGUCUAUUUGCACCCGAGGAUAGUCCCAACACAGAUGGGAUUGAUAUAAGUCGGUCGACUAACGUCAACAUAUUUGACUCUACGAUUCAAACUGGUUCGGUUCGAGUCCAGGACAAAGUAUCUAUUGGUUAUUUUUUAAGACCCACAUGUUUUGAUCUGAUCCGGAUCAUACCUGAGACCCGAUCAGGAGAUGAUUGUAUAGCAAUCAACACUGGGAAUACAAAUAUCAACAUUACAAGGAUUAAUUGUGGACCUGGUCAUGGAAUAAGUGUGGGAAGUUUAGGAGUCAAUGGAGGCAGCGCUGCAGUUAGUGAUGUUCAAGUGACUCAAUGCACUUUCAAUCAGACAAUGAAUGGAGCUAGAAUCAAGACAUGGCCGGGUGGACAAGGGUAUGCAAGAAACAUAAGCUUUGAAAACAUCACACUCAUUAACGCAAAAAAUCCAAUUAUAAUUGAUCAACAAUAUAUAGAUAAAGGGCGUGUUUACUCUGCAGAGAAAUCAGCUGUGGCGAUUAGCAAUAUAAAAUUUAUUGAUUUUCGUGGAACGACGUCGAAAAAGAAUGCUAUAAAGAUUGAUUGUAGUGCAACCACACGUUGUAAAGAUGUCCUCAUGAAUGGAAUCAAUAUUACCAUGGCGGAUGGAAAACAGCCUAGAGUUGAUUGCAAAAAUGUCGAUGGAAAAUCUGAAGACACUAUUUUAACGCAUGACUGUUUUGAAAAUAUUUAACUAUUUAUUAUAUUAACUAGGCUUGACAAGGAACCGGGAUUUGAAAUGGAAAACACUACAAGGUAGAAGGAAACGUGGUCAUUGUGGUCGCUAAACUACUUUCUCAUUUCAUCUAUGGUUUUACUAAUCUUUGCCUAAGAUGUUUCAUACGUAUUAGAUUUUAGCUAUCAUGAAGAAUGUUCAUGCAAGCUUUAUCCCGUUAUAAAGUUUGAUAGAAUCCCCCUAUACAAUAAAAGAGAAGUCACUUUAGUGAUUUCUCCUGAGGUGGCAGUCAUAUAGAGCUUCUCAGGAAAAACGUUAUAAUUCUAUUGGUUUGAUUUUUUGAAUUUUUCUUUUUCAUUUAUUUUAAUCAAUCGCUUAUGUAGACAAGCCCAAAACUAUUGUCGAUUUCGUUAAGCCCAUAUAUAGCUAGGGGAUAAUAAUUAUCGAUUUA
Molecule: messenger RNA, 6031 nt
Organism: Brassica rapa (field mustard)
Lineage: Eukaryota; Viridiplantae; Streptophyta; Magnoliopsida; Brassicales; Brassicaceae
Product: probable polygalacturonase At3g15720
Biological process (GO): carbohydrate metabolic process
Molecular function (GO): polygalacturonase activity
Source: RefSeq, a predicted model, not a curated record